Messenger RNA from Seriola dumerili (greater amberjack), 1221 nucleotides. Its product is annotated as diencephalon/mesencephalon homeobox protein 1-A-like. Gene Ontology annotation, biological process: regulation of transcription by RNA polymerase II. Bases 1 to 1221 code for a protein of 406 amino acids. Gene Ontology annotation, molecular function: DNA-binding transcription factor activity, RNA polymerase II-specific; RNA polymerase II transcription regulatory region sequence-specific DNA binding. The transcript has 4 exons. Lineage: Eukaryota; Metazoa; Chordata; Actinopteri; Carangiformes; Carangidae. The record is from RefSeq and is a predicted model, not a curated record.
AUGCAGCACUACGGGGUGAACGGCUACUCUCUCCACGCCAUGAACUCACUGAGCGCCAUGUACAACCUCCACCAGCAGGCGGCGCAACAGGCCCAGCACGCACCCGACUACAGGCCUUCUGUGCAUGCACUCACUCUUGCAGAGAGACUGGCUGACAUUAUCCUUGAGGCCCGGUAUGGCUCCCAGCACCGAAAGCAGCGGCGGAGCCGGACAGCCUUCACCGCCCAGCAGCUGGAGGCCCUGGAGAAAACCUUCCAGAAGACCCACUACCCCGAUGUGGUGAUGCGUGAACGUCUGGCCAUGUGCACCAACCUGCCAGAAGCACGUGUGCAGGUCUGGUUCAAGAACCGUCGGGCCAAGUUUCGUAAGAAGCAGCGCAGCCUGCAGAAGGAGCAGCUCCAAAAACAGAAGGAGGCGUCUGGAGCGGCAGAGGGCUCUACAGAGGACUCCAAGGCCGACCUCACCACCAACACCAACACCACCACCAACACCAACACCACCACCGCCACCCUGGUUCCUGAGGCCCGCACUCCUCCCCCUCCCUCCUCUCUUUCAUCCUGUCACUCAGACACAGAGAGGCUGGCAGCAGCACGGCCGCAACCUGGUGAGAUGAGCGUGGAAGUCAACGUCACCUCCCCUGAGCCAUCGGACAGCGAGUCAGCAGCAGAAGAUAAUGCUGACAGAGAGGAGGACGAAAUGAGGGGGGAGACGAGGGGGAAGAUCAGGGAGGAGACGCAGGGGGAGGGGGGAGCGCAGCCGGGGAGCAGCUCCCCAUCCUGCAAACGACUCAGCCCCACAUCAGACUCCCCCCUGGGCUCCCCCGCCUUGCCGUCCUCCAGCAGCGUGACCGGCGGUUUGGCUCAGAGCAACUCCUACGCCUCGUCUCCCCUCAGCCUCUUCCGGCUGCAGGAGCAGUUUCGCCAGCACAUGGCCGCCACCAACAACCUGGUGCACUACCCGUCCUUUGACAUGAGCACGCCGUCCUCUCUGCCCUACCUGGGCAUGAACGUCAACAUGCCGUCCCCGCUGGGCUCGCUGCCCUGCCAGUCCUACUACCAGACCCUGUCGCAGGCCCAGCAGGUGUGGAACAGCCCGCUGCUGCAGACGGCGCCAGGCAGCCUCCCGGGAAGCCUCAACAGCAAGACCACCAGCAUUGAGAACCUCCGUCUGAGGGCCAAGCAGCACGCAGCCUCGCUGGGAUUGGACACGCUCCCCAACUGA